AUGACGUCAAGCCUUAUGAAAUUCUUGGUCUUAAUGUCUUUGCCAACAUUUAUAUACUCUAUGUCUAUUUCCGAGGGUACUGAGCCGCUUCUGAUGGCCGACGCAGCAUUGUCCGAAGACAUGGCGCAGUACCAUCUUCAAGGUUUGGAGCCCGAAGACUCCGCACUUGAGACACGGAGGAAGUACAAAGUUUCCGGCUGCUGGUGCAUCAUGCGAUGCUGUUGGAGAAACCAUCAUGCCAAGUAUACUACGAAAACGAAAAUGUCCGGUACAUUUACUGGAUACGCCGGUCCAAACAACGAACUCUUUUACCGAUAUCUUUCUCUUGAUAUAAUGUGUGACACAACCGGCGAACGGGAAGCUAUCGCUGGCGCAAUCGAACAUCACAUCAAGAAACACGGCUCAAAGGUUUGCGGUACCGAAUGUUUGCAUCUGACCCCCCAAGAUGGACCGUGGAAUGGGUAUCUUGCCAUCGGGCCUGCGGAGUCUUUCGACCAUGAAGCAUACUGUGGACCAAAGCUCAGCUUUAAGCACUGUGAUUAA
This is a messenger RNA of Fusarium pseudograminearum CS3096, 543 nucleotides long. RefSeq lists its product as uncharacterized. The record is from RefSeq and is a predicted model, not a curated record. The transcript is spliced from 4 exons. The coding region runs from base 1 to 543 and encodes 180 amino acids. NCBI's taxonomy places the organism in Eukaryota, Fungi, Ascomycota, Sordariomycetes, Hypocreales, Nectriaceae.